Molecule: messenger RNA, 2061 nt
Organism: Aureobasidium subglaciale EXF-2481
Lineage: Eukaryota; Fungi; Ascomycota; Dothideomycetes; Dothideales; Saccotheciaceae
Exons: 3
Coding region: 1-2061 (686 amino acids)
Biological process (GO): post-translational protein targeting to endoplasmic reticulum membrane; SRP-dependent cotranslational protein targeting to membrane
Cellular component (GO): Sec62/Sec63 complex
Molecular function (GO): transmembrane protein transporter activity; RNA binding
Source: RefSeq, a predicted model, not a curated record
AUGUCGACCGAGUACAACUAUGACGAACAGGGCCAGUUCUUUCCUUUCUUCUUUGUGACUGUAGCCGGUCUAGUCACGCUACCAGUGACAUACUCCCUUCUUAAGCCCAGCAAAGACCUCGAGAACACGGCGACGCGAAUCGAGUCAAGCUACACACCCGAACAUGCAGACCUCAUCGAUGGACACAGGAGACGGCAAAAGAGGAGGGAGCGCAAGCUGAAGCGCAUGGUGGUUGCUGGUGUGGGAUGGGCUACAAUUGCAUUGAUGGUCUACCUCAUGGCUGUCACACAGCGCAGCACACCCAAGAUCUGGGAUCCCUAUGAGAUUCUGGGUGUUCCCAUGUCGUCCACGGAGAAGCAGAUCCAGAGCCGCUACCGCAGACUGUCUGUCACCAUGCACCCGGACAAGGCUGUGCCCGAUCCGGCAAAGAACGAGACCGCCGAUUCAGUCAACGAGCGUUGGGUCGAGGUUAUCAAGGCAUACAAGGCUCUCACGGACGAGGAUGUGCGCAGAAACUUCAUCGAGUACGGCAACCCGGAUGGCAAGCAGAGUACCAGCUUCGGCAUUGCCCUCCCCCAGUUUUUGAUCACCGACGGCAACGGCAAGUACAUUCUGCUGGUCUACGGCGCCCUGUUGGGAAUCUUGCUGCCAUACUUUGUCGGAAGCUGGUGGUACGGAUCGCAAAAGGUGACACGCGAGAAGAUCCUGGUCAACAGCGCUGGGAACAUGUUCAAGGAGUUCAGCGAGCGUAUUGACGACCAUGGCGUUGUCAACUUGGUCAGCGCAGGUGCCGAAUUCGAAGCCCUUCUUCACGGCCAUAAGGCAGAUGCCGGAACUGGACAACUCGAGAAGCGUCUACUCCAAGAAGCCCGCGUCAUGACAGAGAAGGACCGUCGCUUUUUGCAGGACAUGGACGACACUGUGCGUCGCAAGACUCUUGCGCUCCUCUGGGCCUACUUGGCUCGUGUUGAGCUCGACGAUCAGACUCUGAACGACGAAAAGUACCAGCUCGCCCCUACCGCUCUUACUCUCAACGAAGCCUUUGUCUCCGUUUGUCUGGCAUAUGGCUUCACCAACCCCGUCCUCGCUUCCUAUCGCACCUCGCAAAACCUGAUCCAAGCUGUUGCUCCCGAAUCACCCCCUCUCCUUCAGUUGCCCCACUUCAACGAGCAAGUCGUCAAGGCCCUCGAGGAGCAGGUUGGCCAGCGUAGCCAUCUUACCAUUCAAGCCUUCAUGGACCUCUCCGAAGCCCGUCGCCGUGAGAUUGCUACAUCAGUCGGUCUCUCGAGACCUCAAUUGGACUCUGCCAUCAGUGUCGCAUCUCAGCUGCCUCGCCUCGUCAUCGAGCGUACCUUUUUCAAAGUCACCGGCGAGAAGCACAUUAUCCCCAACUCUCUCGUCCAAUUCGUCGUCAAGGCCCGCUUCAUCCCUCCCGGUACCCGCAACAUUCCCGAUAUCCACCCCUCAGACCUCGAAGACAUUGACCCCGACGAGACCGACACAAAGGCCAACGCUCGUCCUGACCCCGCCGAGCAAAAGCAACAUCAACCCCCUCUCGCCCACGCACCCCACUUCUCCCGCGACCACUCUCCCCGCUGGCAUCUCUUCCUCGCCGACGCACGUCAAGGCAAGGUUGCCGUUCCCCCGUUCACCUUUACUACCUUCGACAAGCCCAUUCUGGACGCUUCUGGCAAACCUACCUUUAACGUCCAGACACUCAAGAUGCAGUUCCAAGCUCCUCCUCAACCCGCCCAAUACAAGUUCCAGAUGCAUCUUGCAUGUGACAGUUAUAUUGGCUUUGACGACAAGAGAGAUGUUAUCCUAGCCGUCGAGGACCCGAGUUCGAUCGAGGAAGCCGAAUGGGAGGAUGAGGAUAUUUCGGAACCUGAAGAAGACACGAUUGCAGGACAAAUGGCCACUCUUCGUGGUAGUGCUACAAAGAAGGCCACGAGCCCUAAACUCAAGGGCAAUGAUGACGAUAGUGAUGAAGAGAGUGGCACUGAUGAGGAGGAAGAAACGGAGAGUGAGACGGACACUGAUACCGACACCGACGAAGAGUAG